ACAAAUGCAAAUUUUAAUUAGGCAAACUUGGGCGAACGUUUGCAUAUCGAAGAUUCUCUAAACUGGAUUCUGUCAGUUGUUAAGCGAAAGUCGCGCCGAACAGUUUGGACAUGGCGAUAAUUUUAAGACUGCUACUGCUGCUUGGCUCGGUUCUCACUGCAGCCUCCCAGCUGUACAACAUCUCCAGUAAUCCGCACAUCAAUGCUAUAGAGCACCUCGAACUGCUGCCCACGCGCAUUGUUAAUGGCGUGCGUAUAUCCUGCCAGCGGGCACCCUACCAGGCGGCCUUACGCUACGAGGGUCAGUUCAUCUGUGGCGGCAGCAUCUUAUCCCGUUAUUGGAUACUCACAGCGGCCCACUGUGUGGACGGCCAGAGAGGGCGCUAUCGAGUGCGCGUGGGCUCGACGCAACAGCCGCGUGGCGGGCAGCUGCAUCGGGUCAAGUCAGUUGUGAUGCACGCCAACUACAACAGGAGGAGCAUGCAGAACGAUUUGGCUUUAUUGCGCUUGGCCACACCCCUUAGCUAUGGUCGCUGUGUGCAGCCAGUGCGUCUGCCCAGCAGCAGCAAGCGACAGGCGCCGCCUCGCUGCCUACUGGUCAGCGGCUGGGGUCUGCGCAAGGAGACGGCACAGAAUGUGCAGCGCUAUCUGCGCGCCACAUCCGUGUGCAGGGUAUCAGCCAGUCGUUGUGACCGCAUGUAUCGCAGAGGUGGCGUGCGCAUUUACCGGCAGAUGCUGUGCGCCCAGCGUUUGGGCCACGACAGCUGCUCCGGCGAUUCGGGCGGACCGUUGGCAUCUGGCCGCACGCUCUACGGCGUCGUCUCCUUUGGCAUUGGCUGCGCGAAUCGCAACUAUCCGGGCGUUUAUGUGAACGUGAAGAGAUACAACGGCUGGAUACGCAGUGUUAUAGAGCGAUACUCUUAAGC
Molecule: messenger RNA, 925 nt
Organism: Drosophila hydei
Lineage: Eukaryota; Metazoa; Arthropoda; Insecta; Diptera; Drosophilidae
Product: trypsin beta-like
Exons: 1
Coding region: 111-923 (270 amino acids)
Biological process (GO): proteolysis
Molecular function (GO): serine-type endopeptidase activity
Source: RefSeq, a predicted model, not a curated record